Molecule: messenger RNA, 1975 nt
Organism: Mugil cephalus (flathead mullet)
Lineage: Eukaryota; Metazoa; Chordata; Actinopteri; Mugiliformes; Mugilidae
Product: heterogeneous nuclear ribonucleoprotein C
Exons: 7
Coding region: 166-798 (210 amino acids)
Cellular component (GO): nucleus
Molecular function (GO): RNA binding
Source: RefSeq, a predicted model, not a curated record
GCAGUCAGCCAAACGGCAGCCUGAACAUACACACAGCCAGCACCACGCACACACUAAGAGUGAGGACGUAGGAAGAGAGAGAGAGAGAGAGUUACGAGAGAGAAGCAGAGAAAUCCUCGGCCAGUCCUUCCACUCUCAGUCUCCUGGUUGAUUUGCAUCCCUGAUAUGACCCUGUUCAGCCCAAGAUACAUGAGCAUGAGUGGAGAUUUGAAGUCAAGCCGCUCUAGGGCAGCCAGUAAGAGGACCAGCAACACCGCCGCUUAUGGAUCUGAGUUGGACCUGGACUAUGACAGCUAUCACGAGGACUACUAUGACAGGGUGUACGACUACCAGCGUGUUCCAGCAUCCCUCUCUCCUCUACCCCUGGGACCCAGUCUGGCCAAGCGAUCCCGUUCCUCCUCUUACUCCUCUGGGCACAGACGUAGUCGAGACAGAACCCAUUCCAAAAGCUCCAGAGCUCACUCCACUAAUUCAACCACAGCCAAGUUGGGGAUGGAGGAGUUGCAGGUGAUUAAAAAGGAGCUGACUCUGAUAAAGACACAGGUCGAUGGGCUGCUUGACAGCCUUGACAGGAUGGACACACAGAGGAGUGACCACAAAGGGUCUCCCCUGAGAGAGGACAGUCCAGCUGGCUCACCGUACGCCGUGUCAGCCAGCAGCCCAGAGCAAUCCCUCUCCUCUCUCUCCCCUCCCAGUUCCCGCCAUCGAAUCCACAGGGAGAGCCCUGGCCUGAGGGAGCCUGAUGAUGACCACCACACGAUGAGCAACCACAGCUCUGACCCUGAGGAGGAAAUAUAAGGGAGGCGUAUGAGGAAACGUAGGAGACGUGGAUGAAGUGCCAAACAUGGAGGAAGAGAACAUAAACCAUCAAGCUGACACCCACGUCGGGUCCACAUAUCUGAUAGCGUAAUGCACCACAUUGAAUUGAAGCAUUUUUGUUUCCAUGACUCAGAAACACAGACACCGUUGACUCACACCCAACAUACCAAGUGCACAUGCACAUUUAAUUGACGAGAGCUGGCUGUAGGCUGACCUGAGAGUCUGAAUGAUCCUAUCUAGAAAGUAAUUAUAAAGGACAGCUGGAGGCUGGAGGUGAAUUUAACCUACCUACUUGAAGUUAACCUCAUCUGUGGUGUCAGUGGAUUUGCAUGAACACAAGUACUUGAGAACUACUAAGGUAUUCGUUGGUACUAAGUGAGAGAAUACACUUCACUGAUUUAAGUAUUUACUAAACAGAUUAACUUUCCUGCUGAACACAGACGGUUUAUGACACACAAAAUAUACACACACAUUGCUAAUUUACAGUUUACAUAGUGGUGAUCUUGGUGUUUAUGCCAUCUCAGUGUUUUCUGUAAAGAAAGAAUGAGCAGUUAUACAACAUUAACAGAAAAUCUAAGUCUUCUCUUUCUUGUUCUGAAACCACUUUCAAUUAGACAACGCCCAAACAACAUGGAACCAGAAAAAUCAUGGACACAUUGGCUGUAAGGAACUAACAGAUAUUUUGUUGCACCUUUUCUCUAUCGUGUAUCUCUAACAUAUCAAAAUGAAGCUGUAUAAUCCUUAAGGAGGUGAAGUGUCUGUUUUCUGUUUGUGUUAGUAUAUAAUUAUCUGAAGCUCAGAACGACAUGUUAUACCCUGUCACGCCUUUCAGAAACACAAGUACUUUCUCUGCUUUAAGUGUAUUGGAGAAAUCUUCGGACUCUCUUCCGCUAUGUUUUUGGCACUUUAAGAUGUGCAAAGGCCCAGGUCAGUGUGUAAUAUUGUGUAUUAUUGUAUACUUUACUGUAAUUGUUUAGCCGUCUGAUUUUAACCUUGCUUUAGGACUUCUCAUGUGUUUUUCUUUUUUGUUUUUAAAAAGACAAUAAUGAUGAUGUUAUUAUACUUCCUAUGGUGUUACAUGUUUUUGUUUGCAAGAUAAGCCAAGUGGAAAUACUCAUUGUCACAGUAGUAAAAGUAUUUUCAUAUUGAGUAUAAA